Messenger RNA from Aedes aegypti (yellow fever mosquito), 4516 nucleotides. RefSeq lists its product as uncharacterized. Gene Ontology annotation, molecular function: protein binding. The record is from RefSeq and is a predicted model, not a curated record. The transcript is spliced from 7 exons. NCBI's taxonomy places the organism in Eukaryota, Metazoa, Arthropoda, Insecta, Diptera, Culicidae. Gene Ontology annotation, cellular component: plasma membrane; stereocilia ankle link complex; cilium. Gene Ontology annotation, biological process: rhabdomere development. The coding region runs from base 1658 to 4138 and encodes 826 amino acids.
UUCAGUACGAACGCCUGCUUCGUCGAGUUCGGUUCGGUCUCGGUUGCAAAACGUGCGCGGGAUCAUUCGGUUGAUCGCAGUGUGCAGCGGUUUAGCGAUAGUUGCUCCCCUAGUAGUUGAUCUACGGCAAAGGGGGCCCGGUUCUUAUGUGAAGUUGGAGUGUUUAUAGUGAGUGCAAUAGGCAAACCUGCUAGCUAAACAGUUCAGCCGUGACGACAUUCUCAUUCCGACGGGACGGGUGGUAACCACGACAUGCUAGCUUGGCUUGCUAUGAUCCCUUGAUCCAAUCGGGUCUACAGUGCAUGUUUAUUGGCAAUAGACGAAAGCAGUGAACGACGACAUCGAUAAACAAAGUGAUCUGGGCGAGUUACUCUGCACCUCUGAAGUGAAAUUUGGUAAAAGAGACAAGCCCUCGAACAAAAGAGUGUGUUGUCGUCCGGCAGCAAGACGACGGAUAUCAACGCGGUGUGCUCAAAGCGUAAGAGCAAAAGUUAAUGUUUAAGUAUGGAGUGAGAGAGGCGAAGCAAGAAAAAAAAACAAGUGAAAACGUUGAUCUUUUCAAGUAGUGCCAAGUCCAAAACUAGCGAGAAGAGUUGGGGAUACCAGAAGGAAAGACGUGUUUUUUUUUUUGGUCGAUGGAGAAUAUCGAAGAAGGCCUGGUGUCAAGACAAGAAAAUGAAGAUGAAGACGAAGGUUACUUGGACCGGCUAGCGUAGCGUGUGUGAUCCGGCAGUCCGGACCUAUGAUGAUGAUAUGGUUGUCGUAGUCAUCGGUGGGGAAGAGAAGAAAAGUUUUUUGGUAGCGAAAACGGUUGUCGUCAAUCGGGUGGAGGUCACGGUGUUCCUGUGAAUCGUUUCUGCAGCUGAAUUGUUUUAAUUUGGAAAAUGUUUUCGGUGCAAACUGGUACCCCCGCUUCAUCAUCUCCGAAUCUCGUCCAGCCAGCGCCCAGCUUGGGCAAUUUACUAAACGGAGCAAAUUAAGACAGCAGGCGUUGCGUCCAGCAUGUCGAUGAGUUUGCGGUCGUGUUGGACGGAGGCGAACUUGGGUUGCUUGGAUCAUCAUGGGAACAGACUACCCACAGAAGAAAUCCGCUCCCAAAAUGGUGUGAAGUUCUAGAAAAGCGAAAAAUACAAACCACCCAUCACAGGAGGACAGUUCUUGGGGGGUGUCGGUAAGGCGAAUCGAAGUAUAACAGAUAAUAGUGGCCGGUGGAACGCGAAAGGUGAACCUGAAGAAUCACGAGUCUGGAACGAAGAGAACGGCGAAAACCGGAGGAAGCCCCCCAGAAGGAAGUGAAGAAGAGUGAGUGUGCGGGGUAGUGCGGGGGAGGACACGGUUCAAGAAUCUUUAAUAGAUUGGAGCAGCAGCAGUCAGGGGGAAGCAAAAAGCAGGAAGAGGCCGAUUCAUGCUACAAAUUUCCUCUCUCCAUCGUCAUCAUCACCGUCGUGGUUGUUGUUCAGAAUCAUCGAAGUAGCCGUUGCCUGAUUACCGCCGACGAGUUUGUGUUCUCUCAGAGGAGCAGCGAAGAGAGAGAGAGAGAGAGGGGAGGAAGUACUUAAAUUGCCUUCUCGCUCGUAAUCCAUCAUCCAGUGCCUGUGUGCCAGGUUGAACCCGAUUUCCACCUCGGACUGGUCGCACCUACCCGGACCGGCCUGCUAUGGCCGAUUACUGUAAUCUACGCAAAGGAGCCAGUGGCAACACCGCCGCCAGCAUGGGAACCUUCCGGACGGGGCAGCCUACUUCGUUGGGUUACCACCACAACACGUUGACCCGGACGACCAAGAUCGGCAUUUCGGCACUGGGAGCUGCUGGGGCCGGAGGUGGUAGUGGGAGUAUUGGUGGCCUAACGAUGGCCGAGGUCAAGGAACGGAUGGCCACGAUCGACGGGUCCGGUCAGCAGCGAGUGCGGAUGGUGCGGUUGACUCGGCCGCAAGGUUAUUCACAUGGGCACUUCAAUGGGGGUGGAAAUUUUGGGUUUUCGAUUCGCGGUGGACUAGAGUACGGGACGGGGUUUUUCGUGUCGGAUGUGCAGAAGGACAGCGAGGCCGAUCGGCAGGGAUUGCGGGUGGGCGAUCAGAUAAUUCGAGUCAACGGUUACCAGGUGGACGAUGCCGUGCACCGCGAGCUGGCACAUUUUGUGUCCUGCCAGGAAAGGCUGGUACUGAAAGUGCGCAGCGUUGGAAUACUGCCGGUCAAAGAACGAUCAGCGGACCCUUUGACGUGGCACGUGGUUUCAAUUAGUACCGGCUCCGGUCCCCCGUCGCACAAUGGCCACCCGGCCAACGGCAGUACCAAAAAGCACCACCAGCACCGGAGCGAGCUGGAACGGACCAGCUGCAGCAGCAGCAACUCCAGCACCGGCAGUUCCGGAACCUUAGAGGAAAUCCCCGGUGGGCGGGAUAUUAAGGUGGUGCUUUCGGUGGCGCCCCGGACUAAGUUGGGAUGCGGGAUUUGCAAGGGCCCAGAUUGGAAACCGGGGAUCUUCGUGCAGUUCACGAAGGAGGGAGGCGUGGCGCGGGAGUCCGGAUUGAGACCGGGCGAUCAGAUCAUGUCCUGUAAUGGGCGGGAAUUUGCCGACAUAACGUUCGCCGAGGCGGUUAGCAUUAUGAAGGCUUCGCAGGUGUUGGAGUUGGUGGUGCGACCUGGGGCAGGAAUCGAUAUGUUCCCCGGGGAGUCCAGUGGGUACAAUAGCAGUGCAAGCAGCGUCAAUGGGGACCAAAGUCCAUGUUGGGGCGAUUCGACGGCAAAGAGGUUGAGUAUCGUGCGUGAAGAGUCGAUUUCCAAAGAUCGACAGAGGAAUGGACAACGGGCGGAGAAAGUACAGGGACCAAAGAUGGCGGGAGGUCACCGCCGAAACAAUACGACGAUUAUUGAGUUUUCCGAAAAUGGGACCGUCGUUAAUAGUACACUGAUUUCGCAAGAUGGGGCAGGGGGAAAGAAGGAGAUGGAAACCAAGGAGGGCAGCAAGAAGUUGGCCGACAUAUGCUUCGUUUCGAAGCAAAGCGAAACCAAAACGGUCAUUGUUGAAGUGCACCGGAGCGCGUCAACGAAUUCGAUAGCCACGGGCUCUCCGACUUCGUCCAGCGGAGUAAGCACUGUCUCUUCAGGGUCAACUUCGCACAUUCCUCCGCCGCCGCCACUCUUCGCGGACAAAAUUCCACCACCCCCUCCGCCAAGCAGUGGCCUCAGCAGUGGCUAUUCGACCACCAACAGCGCCAAAUCUGGCCUGGGAGGACAGCACCAACAGCGCAGUCCUUCAUCUGUGAGCUUGGCCGAUUCCAGUGCCAGCAGUGGCAUCGAUUGUGGAUCAUCUAACAAUGGCGGAAUUGGCGGAUUGGGUAGUGCAAUUUCCGAGGAACUGAAGCGAAGAGCGCAGAAGAAGGGCUCGCUGCUGUCGACGGCUCAGGAACCGGCCGCAGCGCUCACCGAGCUGGAAAAUAGGCUGAAAGAGAAGCGAUUUAGGCCACCGGUGAACUCGGGGAGCGACGCGGCACGACACACCGCCCUGAUGGACGAGUUCCGGGCGGUGCACAAGCGCAUGUUCAAGAACGGGUUCGACCAUGCGGAGCUGAAGAAAGCACCAUCCAAAGACAAGUUACCGAUCGAAGUCCGCCCACCGGGAACGGCCAACGCCUCAACGAGCAACGGAACUUCCCCACCCUCCGGAAAAGGAACCAUGGGCCGAGUGGCAGCAUCCGAACUGGCCAAGGCCAACGGCGACAUAGCCGAGCUGGAAUCGAUCGAAUCCUUCCAACUGACAAGCCCAACACCCACCUUGGUCCGGCCCCCAUCGUACUACUUCUGCCCCCAGAAUACCGGUCCACCGACGAUGAAGAAGUCCCAGAAACCGAUCGCUGUUACCAUUAGCGAGUACAUUGGCGUCGGAACGGCCGAACCACCGAAGAAACCGUCCAUCGGCCUUGGAAACCUGAAGUACGAGCUGGAGAAGACCCUGUCGUUGUCCAACCUCCGGCAACGGAGCGAAUCCCGGGAAGAUCUGGUCGAGCGGAUCCAGAUUGGGUGCGGACAGCAGCAGGAUCAGGGCGCCAAAUUGAGCAGGAGCUCGUCGGCAGUGACAACGGUUUCCAAUGGCAAUCGCAUCACGAUUGCCAUCUCCAAUGGCGCCGAGAAGAAGUAGGCGUUGAGUUUGAGUGUUUCGUGUUGAAUAUUCGUUUUUUUGCAUGUGUAUGUGUUGAAUCAAGGGAAGUAUCUCCGUAUUUUCCGAUUAGUUUUUAGUUUUGUAAGGCUAAGGAUUGAAUUACCCGAUUUGAUGAUGCUGAGAUUAUUGGAAAGAUCAAGCUUGUCAGAUAACUACCUAGUUCUAAGGACCAUAUUUUGUCGUACAGUGUAUAGAUAGACGUAUAGAUUGGUUAAGAUUAUACAUUUGCGGUAACCGUACUUUAAGAAUACAAAGUAAAUCGCACGUUUUGUGUAAUCUACAUGUGGAAAAUAUGCUCAAAACCAUGAUUUAUAUGUAAAAGAUGUCUGUAUUUAUACUUGUUUAUAUUCAAACCAA